AGCACAGAUAAGGUUGGAACAUGGGUAAAGUGAUCCGUCAGUGUCACGUGUAAAUUGCAUGAAACUGUACUUCUGUGUCAAACUAUGUAACACUGUCACAGUUGUCAGAAAUGCCAUAAAUGGUCCAUCGUGGAAUUUAAAAGGGGAAGUUGAUGGCAUGUUAAAGGAGGCCCCAUUGUCUGCAGCAUCAGUCCUGUGUGGCUCGUUGUGUCUGUCGUCCCAACAACAGCGUCAACGCCAUGACCCGUCUGCUGCUCGGUGCCGUGCUGCUGGGGAACCUGGGUGUCUGUGUCACAGCUCAAGGUCUAGUGAUGCUCGCUCCAGCCACCCAGGUGAGGUUUGACUCUGUGGACUAUAAAAACGUGGUGCGCUGGACUCCACCCACCAACAGCAGCUCUCUGCAGUACUACGUCCAGUGGAAGAUUUAUGGCGAGCCUCAGUGGUUGGACGUAGACGGCUGUCAGGGGAUCCAGAAGCACCACUGUGAUCUCAGCGUUGUGACCUCUGACCCCAGAGAGUGGUACUACGCCAGAGUGCACGCCGUCUCCCUGCCCUCCAGAAAAUCAGCCUGGGCCCUCUCCCCGAGGUUCAGCCCACGCUGGGACACCAAAAUCAGCUGUCCUGUAUUGAGGGUGAACGUCACGGAGCGAGGGAUUGUGGUCCGUGUGAAGCCCCCCAGGCUGGCUGUCCGGAAGAUGCACAGCAGUCUGCGAUACAAGAUCUACCUCAUACACACCAAUGGAGAGGAGGUGUUGGAGAUGGACUGCUGCUCGGACAAACUAACUCUGAAUGAGCUGAAGCACAAGACCAAAUGCUGCCUCCAAGCCCAGAUCAUUAUCCCCCUCCAGGCCAAGAGUAGCGCUCGUAGCUCUGUGAAAUGUUUUACUACGCUGUGAUCACACAGACAAACUCUGGCAAUAUGACGCACUGAAUGACUGGACUUUUCAUCCAUCAGUACAGCUUUAAUUAUCCAUCGCUACCUCGAUGGCUGCAGCCAUAAAUAUACAUGCCAAUAAAAGUGAUGCACUUUAUUCUCAAAAGCAUUAAGGAUCUGACAUGUUGAACUGUGUAGGUAAACUUUCACUUUGAGUGUACAGUACUUAGUAUGUACUUAGUAUGAUUUUAGCCUCCAGGAUACAUUGUUUCACUCAAGAGCUUUAUUAUUUUUUUUUUUUUUAAAUACAUUUUGUUGGUGAAAGUUAAUUAGAAAUAGUAGUUUGACAAAAUAAACUUAAAGGUGCAGUAGGUAAGACUUAUAAAACUAAAUUUCUGUCAUAUUUGCUAAAACU
This is a messenger RNA of Sander lucioperca (pikeperch), 1289 nucleotides long. It is a transcript of the gene il22ra2, whose product is annotated as interleukin 22 receptor, alpha 2. The transcript is spliced from 6 exons. The record is from RefSeq and is a predicted model, not a curated record. Gene Ontology annotation, molecular function: protein binding. Lineage: Eukaryota; Metazoa; Chordata; Actinopteri; Perciformes; Percidae. The coding region runs from base 240 to 896 and encodes 218 amino acids.